Messenger RNA from Galdieria sulphuraria, 684 nucleotides. RefSeq names its product [pt] photosystem I assembly protein. Lineage: Eukaryota; Rhodophyta; Bangiophyceae; Galdieriales; Galdieriaceae. The transcript has a single exon. Gene Ontology annotation, cellular component: photosystem I; membrane; thylakoid. The record is from RefSeq and is a predicted model, not a curated record. The coding region runs from base 27 to 638 and encodes 203 amino acids. Gene Ontology annotation, biological process: photosynthesis.
UUGUAAGAACUGAUAGGGAGAGUUGAAUGUUUGUAAAUACUAAAUAUAAUUCUAUGAAAAAAAAUAAUGACUAUCUUAUAGAGAAUAAUAAUAUUAUUGUACAGCGGAUAAUAGGUGCAAGAAGAUGGGAUAAUAUAUUUUGGGCAGUUGUUACUUUAGCUGCUGGUAGUGGUUUUUUCUUUACAGGUUUAUCUUCUUAUAUGAAAAAAACAAUUUUAUUUUUCAUUGCACCAUCAGAUUUAGCUUUUAUUCCUCAAGGUGUCUUAAUGUUAUUCUAUGGAGCAUUAGCGAUUUUCAUAAGUGUUUUUUUGUGGUUUACUAUUGCAUUAGAUAUAGGCAGUGGUUAUAAUAAAUUUGAUAAAUUAAAUAAUUCAAUUAAAAUUUUACGCUUAGGAUUCCCUGGCAAAAAUCGUUUUAUUAGUCUAGAAUAUGAAAUAAAUCACAUUAAAUGUGUUCAGGUAAGUAUUAAACAGGGAAUUAAUCCUAAACAUGAAAUUUACUUGUGCACCAAAAAUAAUAAUAAGAUUCCAUUAACACAAGUUUCUCAACCUAUACCUAUUGCAAUAAUAGAAUCAGAAGCCAGUAAAUUAGCAAGAUUUUUAGGAGUAUCAAUAGAAGAUAAAGAUAUAAAAAGUUAAACUAACUAUAUCAUUGAGUUAGUUUAAUAAAAGGCGAGCAUAGUUU